AUGAAGAAGACGUUCCCGCUGCGGUGGACCUUUUCUGACAACCGGGGCUACUACAGCCCCCCGGUGUACAUGCCGCUGGAGUACGCCAGCCGCAUCACAAAUCAGAAGCAGCUGGUCUUCACGCACCCUAAGGACCCUAAAUACACGUGGAACACCGGCAUCAACGAGUUGUCGAGUCUCCAUCCCGGUAUCCUUGGACCGGGGCGUAAGACGCCGCAGCUGAAUUACACGAGCCGCGGUGGUAUCAUCUGCGAGAUUCCACCAGUGCCGGUGUACCGGGCCCACAUAUGGUGCAUGGGCCAUGGCCACUUCGUUCUUCAGCACCCGCGCAUCUUUAUCAAGUGCCCGCGCAACAAAGUAGUCUGCUGCAAGUGGUGCCGUCUCAAGUUUAUUAACAUGUCGACUGACGAGGACAACGACGAUGACUGGGCCGAGGAGGAGCAGAAGAUUUCAACAACGCCGGAGUCUGAGGUGGAUCUACGGCAGCCAAUUCGUGACAUGGGUGGUGUGCUGCGCAGCAGCCCGUUCCAGGACGGCAAGGAGCCGGACCCAUAUGUGUACCGCGCCGUCUUUGAUCCGGAGCGAUACCGCUGGAAGCAUCCCUGCAAGGAAGACUACGAGGUGCAUCCAGCAUACGCCAAGCAAGACGGUGCCUGCGCGCACUCUGGCCAUCAUUCGUCAACGAGCGUGCCCGUGGAGUGA
Molecule: messenger RNA, 702 nt
Organism: Leishmania braziliensis MHOM/BR/75/M2904
Lineage: Eukaryota; Euglenozoa; Kinetoplastea; Trypanosomatida; Trypanosomatidae
Exons: 1
Coding region: 1-702 (233 amino acids)
Source: RefSeq, a predicted model, not a curated record